Molecule: messenger RNA, 342 nt
Organism: Neopelma chrysocephalum (saffron-crested tyrant-manakin)
Lineage: Eukaryota; Metazoa; Chordata; Aves; Passeriformes; Pipridae
Product: putative small proline-rich protein 5
Exons: 1
Coding region: 49-342 (97 amino acids)
Source: RefSeq, a predicted model, not a curated record
CACCACGUUGAUCUCUUGCUCCACACAGCUCUGCUGAUACUCCAGAAGAUGUGCUCCCGGGGGUCCUGCCAUGACUACGAGUCCUCCUGCCACGGAUCCAGAUCUUCCUGCCACAGAUCCCGCUCCUGCCACGACUCGGGGCCCUCCUGCCACUACACCAUCCAGAGGCAGCCUGUGCAGAAGUUCAGCUACGUGACCCCCUGUUGCCCCCCCGUGCAGCGUUAUUGCUCCCCCCUGCAGAGUUAUUGCCCCCCCGUGCAGCGCUAUUGCCCCCCGGCCCCCUACUGCCCCCAGUACACCAAGAACAUCUGCAAGAUGCCACCAAUGUACCCCAAGUACUGA